This is a messenger RNA of Nicotiana attenuata, 1322 nucleotides long. RefSeq names its product RNA-binding protein 42-like. The transcript has 7 exons. The record is from RefSeq and is a predicted model, not a curated record. Gene Ontology annotation, molecular function: mRNA binding. The coding region runs from base 239 to 1024 and encodes 261 amino acids. Lineage: Eukaryota; Viridiplantae; Streptophyta; Magnoliopsida; Solanales; Solanaceae.
CCCUCGAAUACCUACCACGUGUUUCUACUUUGUACAGUUCUCUCUUCUCUUUUCGAUUUCUAGAUUUCUCGUGGACAGAAGUAUAUUUCUAGAACUCUCCUGACUAUCCGCGAAUCAUCUAUUUAUUUAUAAUUGCUGAUUGUUUAACCAGAAUAAUCAUUUGAAAAAUUGCCCAAACAGACCUUAAUUCACCGAUCGGAACUCCUCUCUGUGUUAACUACGUCCACCGGUCAUUGCUAUGUCGACGGUGACAUCAACGCCGGCCGCAGCCGCUUAUUCUUCGCAAUACAAUUACUUAAACGGCACAUACUUUCCGACGCCGUUUCAUCUCCAACAACAACCAUCUCAGCCCUACAUUGGCCCUGCUCCUCCUGUCUAUUCUGCUCCGGCGUCUGUUCCCGGCGUUUACACUUUACCUCAAUAUCAACAAGCGCAGCAAUUAUUUCAAAGAGUUGCACAAACUAUCACGCCCGAAGCAAUUGAGAAUGUGAAAGCUGCACUCGCGAAGAGUGAGAUUGAGCAAAAAGCUGAGGCCAAAAAGAAAGCUGUGCCUCGAAAGGCAGCAGGGCAGACUUGGGAAGAUCCUACCCUUGCAGACUGGCCAGAGAAUGAUUACCGUAUAUUCUGUGGUAACCUUGGGAAUGAGGUGAAUGAUGAUGUUUUAUCAAAAGCAUUUUCAAGAUUUCCUUCAUUUAACAUGGCCAGGGUUGGUGAGCAUCCACAAGGAGAUUGUAUUGGUGGUGAUCUAUGUCCCAAGCACUUGGGUAUAAACAAUUGUGGAUCUAUGGUUGUGAGAGACAAGCGGACUGGUAAGACCAAGGGCUAUGGGUUUGUAAGUUUCUCCAACCCUUCGGACCUUGUCACAGCACUUAAAGAAACGAAUGGGAAAUAUGUUGGAAACCGACCAGUUCAACUUCGGAAGAGUAAGUGGCAAGACAGGAUUGAUUAUGAAGCUUUGGAAAAACAAAAGAAUGUGUCUCCGAAGAAACCAAAGUUACCAAAGAAGAGUGUAUUGCACAAGUGAGCGUCAAAUCAUAUGAUUGUGGAUCAGUGUAAGAUAUUGUUGAUCUAUAUCUAUGGCCAUUUGGGAAAGGAGGAAAAAGUGGCAAAGUCAUUGAUAGAGAUGCUCCUAUUCAACUUAUGUAGUGCUUUAUGCUUCAGUUGAUGAUAGUUAUUUUCUCCUGCCUUUUAUGGCCGUUAGAGCUCGGACUUCCUCGGCAAUAAUAGAUUGUCAAAUGGAAGCCUAACUGUGUGAGAUAUUUGAUUGUAUUCAUAAAUCAGUCUAAUUGAACAAACGAUGAAAACUUGCUCCCGUUGGAUCA